AUUGGAUGACGUCUGCUGCGGCGAAAAGGUGCGUGCCUGACCGGAGUAUAGCCAUACCAGGUAAAAUUAGGCCUUUUACCACUUGUACUAUCUGACUAUUAUGGAAUUCACUUUUCUGCCAAGAUCACAAUCUCGGCCAAACAGGUGUCUUUUGAAAUCACUGCAUGAUCUCUAUCAAGGAAUUAGGCUUAACAUUGUAGUUGCCACAAGCUGUUAGUGAAAAAAAAAACGCGCGAGUGCAUCCACGGACGAUUGAUAAAUCACAAGGACGUCGUCUGCUACGUACGACAGAAAUCUGGACAGUGUUUCGCUAUUCUAACUCGUGUCAGUGUGUGUUUACAUUGUCUUACAGUAUUUCAAUUUGAUUUGGCACUGUGCCCCACAUUAUAUCGCGUCUCAAUGUGAAUUCAACAGUUCUUGCUCGAUCCAUACAUCAUUCAACUUGACUUUAUUCUGUGAAGUAUACGACUCAUUGUGGAUGAUACGCCUAUACUUUCAGUAAAUGUUAAGAGCAUUGGUGUGACUUUAAUCUUCUUGGUACAAUGGCGACAUUAAAGGAAGUGGCCUUGCUAUACUCCCCCUUAUCAACUGACCACCGAAAUGAGAUCGAAGAAAAGACAGACGAUGAGAUCAUGGAAUACAAAGGAUGUACGAUGUCCACUGAAUCGCUCAGCACUGGAGGAAGUAUACACAGGCGUUUUGCUCCGUACACGACCAGUACCAGAUUCUUCAAUCGACUCCACGUUGACAGCAAAUAUGGGGAAGAAAGUCCAGAAAAAGACGAAAACAAUGUUCCUAAACAAAGUGAUUAACUUUAAAGAGAAAAAAAAUCUUCGCAACCAGUGCAAAUAUCGAAGGAGGAAGAGCUUGUUCAAUAAAAGCCACGAACUGGCUGAGGUUACUGGAUGCGAUGUGUUUCUUUAUGUCAAGGAUGAGUUUUCAAAAGUUACAUAUUGGGGAACAGAUAAUGCAUUGCAACUCUUUCAACCAGUAAUAGAUUCUUGUGACAACAAUGACAGUACCCCAGUUUCAUCUGUACAGUUUGUAACUCCGUCAAAAACCCCGAAACAUUUACAGAGCGUGGUUCCAUGUGAUGCAGAUUCAUCCGAUUUAGGAACUCUCUUAUCACAAUUAGCCAGUGGAUCAGACAGCUUGGCUCUGAGUGACAUCACACCACUAUCUACAUCAUCUCCAAGCACAUCUGUACAAGUCACACCCAAGGCCAUUGCCAGUUCCUCACUGAACACCCUCAGCAGAGCUUCACCUAGAGUCGGUGUACACCCAUCCACAUCUCAGAUCUCUUCACCAAAGCAUGCAUCCACACCAGAUACUCUUAAGAACUCUCUCUCUACUUCAACACAAAACCUAUCACAGAGUGUUUGUACUCCAAGACCAGCAGCAAAGCGCAAACUAGUUGGUGGUACUCCAGAUUCAACACCCAAAUGUCAACGCACUGCAGUGUCAAGUGGUGUAAACGAAUCCCCACUCCCAAGAGCUCCUGGCAAAUCUUUAGUCAGCACAAGCCUUCAAACAUACCAAAGUGUUUCAACACAUGAUGCUUCAUGCAAAGAUAAAUCCACAUUUUCAGAUGUAGUACAACAUCAAUCCAUGCCUGAUGCUGCCGUGGAUUCAUCGACACAUGACAUAGCACUAUCAUCUAAUGUCCAGGAUGAACCAAGUGAGAAAGAAGGACUGAACGAUAAUGAAAUCAUUCAAAAGGACAAAGCCAAAGGGAAGCAAAAGAAAAAAAAAGAUAUUUACAUUGUAGAAGCAAUUGAAGGUGAAAAGUUAGAAGAUGGAGAAAAGCUUUUUUAUGUCAAGUGGAAGAAUUGGCCCCGUAAGUUUAAUACGUGGGAACCAGAACACCACAUACUGGACAUACGCUUGCUAGAAGUCUACUACCAAAAGAAGGCAGAAAAAUAAACUUUUUUUUCAGUAACAAAUGGCCUUUUUAUUUCAUAUUAUCAUUAGGUCAGACUAAUAUUCAUGAACAUACCUGAAGUAUGUGGAUAAAUCACAAAAGCUUUGACAGAGUUUAUGGAUGACUACAUGUAUGAUGUAACCACCAUGUUCCACAUAAAUGUACAAGUAUAAAGAAAGCAAAAUUACAAAUAUACAUGUACUGUACAUGACCAUGUACCAUCUUUGUCAUUUCUAAACUACAUUUGAUCUGUAUGGUGUAUUUACAUACAUAAGUACAUCUCGUAAUUUUUUAACAGAUUUCUGUUCAUGAAGUGAAAUAAAUGUUUUUUUUUAAUAUUGAGCUGAACAAAACUACUGAGUAACAACAUGUACAUUUGAUGUUGACUUAUUCCAUGAUUUCUUCUCUAAAUUUCAUGAUGAACAUGCACUAAGACUACAUGUACCAGUAUACAUGUAACAGAAAGCAGACAAACCAUGAUAGUGAUGCUACAUGUACAAUGUAUAGUUGAUCUUUGAAACAUCUGAAUUUAUAGUGAAUCAUGUACACUGUACUCAUAUGCAGCAAAGGAACAAUGUACCCACUGAACUGUGAAUCAACGCAUAAUAUACCAGUACAUGGAAUUCUUCUAUUAAAAUAGUAUCUUCCAUUUUUAUUACACUGUAGGUUCAAAAUUCAUACUACAUGUAGUAGACGAACAUGUUCAGCUUUGUAAAAUAAAUUGUUUAAACUAAGUGCAUGUAGAAAUUCAUCUCUUCCUUAAUCAAUGUUUAAAUAUGUUAGAAAAAUAUGUAUUACGUAUCGAUUCAGUAAGUACAGUAGCAAAAUGAGGAAAUAAAUCCCUCAAUUUACAUAGUUCAUUUACUGUAUGCAGAUGACUAUGAAAAAAUUAGGUUACAUGGACAUGUAGAUAUUGUAUCAAGAUAAAAAAAAAGGAAAACAUAAAUAUACAUACAUGUAUAUGUCCAUAAUACAGUAGUGUGCAUGUUUUUAGUAAAGUUGCACCCCAAAUAUUCAUGGUGUGAAGACUGAAGAUAGAUUGUACAUGUAUGUUUCAUUUUUAAAGGCAGGGGAGGCCCACUGUACAUGGACAUGCUGCACUUCACUGUACAUGUAUAUAUAUCUGUAAAUACUUGUAAAUACAUGUAAAUUACUUUGUUCUGUAACAAACAUGCAAAGGCAAACAAAGAAAAUAUGUGAAAAUUAUCUUUGGCCUACGAUGCAUCCAAACUCAUCAUGGCCCACUACAUGACUAGAAACAGUUGAGAAGCACUGAUCUACAUGUAUAUGAAUGUACAGAGGGAAUCGUUUCAUUUGCUCUCAUGUGCACUGUAAACUAAGCAGAUAGAAAUAGCUUCUACAUACAUGUACCAGAAGAGUUCAUGAUGUAGAGUUUACUCCAAUAAUUAAUGAAGAGAUUCACAUACAUGUAUACAUGAAAUUCAUGUUGUCUUUGAUAAUUGAUAUGUUUACCAAAUGCACUUACAUACACUGAAAAUGUGCAUACACUUAUUGUAUACUUAUACUGUUCAAGAUAUAUUUGCAUGAAUAAAUGUUUCUUUUUCUU
Messenger RNA from Lytechinus pictus (painted urchin), 3488 nucleotides. RefSeq lists its product as uncharacterized. Gene Ontology annotation, molecular function: protein dimerization activity; DNA binding. Bases 601 to 1923 code for a protein of 440 amino acids. NCBI's taxonomy places the organism in Eukaryota, Metazoa, Echinodermata, Echinoidea, Temnopleuroida, Toxopneustidae. The transcript has 3 exons. The record is from RefSeq and is a predicted model, not a curated record.